GUUGGUUCGCUCCUCCCCGCCCCUUUCUCCCCCACCUCUCUCGUCCCCUCCCACCCCCCGGCUCCCCGCGGUGGUCUGGCCCGGCCCGGCGGCGGAGGGAGCGGCGGAGACGGGCGGGGAGGCGCUGGCGGCCGGGGCUCUCGCUGUCCGUUGACGCGCCGGCCCCUGCGGAGCGGCGAGGAGCCGAGCGGGGCGGGGGAAACAGCGGAGCGACCGAGGAAGCGGGAGCGGCUCGCCGACCCCCGGCAGCACCAUGAGUGAGCAGAGUAUCUGCCAAGCACGGGCUGCUGUAAUGGUUUAUGAUGAUGCCAAUAAGAAAUGGGUACCAGCUGGUGGAUCAACUGGAUUCAGCCGAGUUCAUAUAUAUCAUCACACAGGCAACAACACAUUCAGAGUAGUGGGCAGGAAGAUUCAGGAUCAUCAGGUGGUAAUAAAUUGUGCCAUUCCGAAAGGGCUGAAAUACAAUCAGGCUACACAGACCUUCCACCAGUGGCGUGAUGCUAGGCAGGUGUACGGUCUGAAUUUUGGCAGCAAGGAAGAUGCCAAUGUCUUCGCAAGUGCCAUGAUGCAUGCCUUAGAAGUAUUAAAUUCACAGGAAGCUGGUCCUACAUUGCCUCGGCAGAAUUCACAGCUCCCCUCUCAAGUACAAAAUGGACCAUCACAAGAAGAACUGGAAAUCCAGAGGAGACAGUUGCAAGAGCAACAGAGGCAAAAGGAGCUGGAACGGGAAAGGCUGGAUCGCGAAAGAAUGGAACGGGAGAGGCUGGAGAGAGAGAGGCUAGAAAGGGAAAGACUUGAAAGAGAGCGCCUAGAACAGGAGCAACUGGAGAGAGAACGGCAAGAAAGGGAACGGCAAGAGCGCCUAGAAAGGGAGAGACAAGAGAAGGAGAGGCAGGAUCGAGAAAGACUUGAACGACUUGAACGGGAAAGGCAAGAAAGAGAACGGCAAGAACAGUUGGAAAGGGAACAAUUGGAAUGGGAGAGAGAGAGAAGAAUUGCAAAUGCUGCUACCCCUGCCUCUGUUGAGAACUCUCUAAACUCUGUGCUGGGAGACUCCUCUGCUUCUGAGCCAGUCUUGCAGGCAGCCUCUCAGCCGAUUGAACCUACGACCCAGCAGGGUGUUGUCCAAGGGCCACCUGCACCUCCUCCCCCACCCCCCCUACCCCCUGGCCCAGCUCAGUCUUCAGUAGCAGCCCCACCUCCUCCUGGCCCACCACCACCACCUCCGCUUCCACCUUCAGGGCCGCCACCGCCACCACCACCACCUCCUCCACUUCCUAGCCAAGCUCCUCCUGUUCCCCUUCCGCCUCCUGCUCCCCCCCUCCCUGCCUCUGGAUUUUCAGUGGGAUUUGUGCCCGAAGAAAAUCGCCCUUUAACUGGACUUGCAGCUGCACUUGCUGGAGCCAAACUUAGGAAAGUCUCACGGGGUGAAGACUCCUCCAGUUCAAGUGGAGGAGGAGGGGGCUCUGCUUCAUCUAAAACAGACGGUGGCCGUGGAAAUGGACCACUUCCCUUGGGAGGCAGUGGGUUGAUGGAAGAAAUGAGUGCCCUGCUGGCCAGGAGGAGAAGAAUUGCUGAAAAGGGAUCAACAGAAUCAGAGCAGAAAGAAGAUAAAACUGAAGAAUCAGAGUCUUCAACUUCUAAGGUUUCUUCAACAAGCACACCUGAACUAACAAGAAAGCCCUGGGAAAGAACAAAUACAGUGAAUGGAAGCAAGUCACCUGUUAUCUCCAGACGGGAAUCUCCAUGGAAAAACCUGCUUGGUUCUGAAAACAGGUUCUAUGAUUCAUUAAACAGACCAAAAUCUACACCAACGGGGCAACCCAGUGCCAAUGGAGUACAGUCAGAAGGUCUGGAUUAUGACAGAUUGAAGCAGGACAUUUUAGAUGAAAUGAGGAAGGAGUUAACGAAAUUAAAGGAAGAACUCAUUGAUGCUAUCAGGCAGGAGCUCAGCAAGUCGAAUACUGCAUAGAAAGACUAGUACUAAGCCGAUGUGACUCUUUAACUUGGUAUAAAACUGACUACGUUUUGUGAGCUGUUAGAAGAAAACGGAGACAGACAAACACUUGGAAGGAGGGAGAAACAACCUAUUCUGAAAAGCUUCAGACACGUCACUCCGGUGAUAUGCUAUUCCCCUCCUAGUUUGCAGCUUUUUUCUGACCUUUACAGCAGGGUGGAAAAGACUCAUAAAGUUACUGUAAUGAUUAUGCAGAAAUUCCUACACCUAUCAGACGAGAUCACAGUGCUUUGAAGUCUACUCAUGUCAAGAUAAAAUUGCACAUGUUUCAGAAUUUGUUGUUAAGACAAAAAACAGGGAAAAGCUUGGGAAGGCUUUUCAGAGAGGUUUUCUUUAUUAAUGAAGGAGUUAGCAAGUUAUACUGUUGUACUUCAAAUGUAUCUCAGGUUUGUCUUCCUAUCAUAUCUGAUAUUUCCAUGAAUAAUUUAAAAGAUCAGAUGUGUAGAAGUUCAGUUCACAAAACAUGGAACAAUUAGAAACGCGUGCUUUUAAAGGGCAAUAUUUGUAAGUGAAUGACCUAGACAGUGAUGACAUAUCAAGAUUUUGGAAUUUUAUGAUAGGAAGCCUCUCUAGUUAGCCUUCAUGCAAUUUUAUAGGAAAAUAAAAAAAGCAAAUACAGUCCAGAGUUUAAAGAUGUAGAUGCCUUCCUACAUUGUUACGAUGCUUUACCAAAUCUAAGACUUCUACAUAAUGCGAAUCAGCAGUCAAAUGUAAAUCAUUAGUAUGUUGUAGAUUUACAGUAGAUUUUGGGGCUUUUUUUAGAUUUAUGCAUGUGGACAUUUUUGUAAUGUAACACAACACAGCCAGCUUUUUAAUUAAAAGAAAAAUUGCAUGUCACAGAGUAGCCUUUUCAUUUGUAAGGCUUAAUUUAUGCCCAGAAAGAUGCGGGAUGAGGGAGGGGGAAGGUGACACAUUUUUAUUACUUUCUACACUUUUCCUUCAUCUUACAUGCAUGUGUAAUAAUGAGGAAAACAUGACUUUUUAUCAGUAACCAUGUUAAUGGAACCAGGUACUUAGUCCUUUUGUAUCUUUUUUCAGUUUUCUAUUUGAAAUUCAGUACUACUUCCAUAAUGGUUCUGAAACUCCCAUGGGAACCUCACUCAUUUCUCGGUGAGAGAACAAACGUGUAGGCAUCCGAGUUACUGAGGAUGCCCCUAUGUACGUGCAUUGUCCUUUACCAUUUUAUCAUGGUCCUCUGCUUCACUCUUUUGAGACUCCUUUUUUGAUUGUUUAAUGAAACGGGACAGCAGUUAGCUACCUUAGAAUGACAGAGCAUCAGGUCACAGUAAAUGGCCCCAUCUCCUAAUUUAUCUGCCACCCUCCUUCCAAAAAAUACAAAACCAACAAAAAAACCCCCCACAGCUCCACACAACCCAAACCCUGAAAAACAGCAGUGGUGUAUACCAUUGGUUUUGGUCAACAGUUAGCGAAUCAUUUGUAGGGGAGAUGCCACCUUUCUGUUUCCCAGGGUUUUCAGAUUUUAUGCUUGUACGUAAUUUUUUUCCAUUUUUUUUUUAACGUGGUACAGUUCAGUGGGAUAGAAAUUCUGUGAACUGGAUCUUUAGUACUUCGGACAAAGAGUAUGGAUCAAAAUCUUCCCUUUUCCUUUGCACUGUCAAUUUUUCUGAGCCGUAACAGUGCCAUGUUUGCUUUGGGGUCUGUGCUGACCCAAAAGAAAAGUUUACUUACAACUUUUGGAGAGAUUAAUGUUUCAGCUUAAAAGUAUAUGCAGCUCCAUUCGUAGGACAAAUGCUUUUAAUACCAUACUGUCUCAAGUGCUGAAUACCAAAGCAAAACAGCACUUACAGCUUUGGAAAGGCUUCAGUGGGGAAAUUUUUCUCCACUUCCAACAUUUCCUGUUUCUAUAGGUUCAGAUUUUAAGAGAACACUACAGUGGAAAUGCUACUUAACUCCAUUUAUUAAUUUUUUUAAAAGAAAGAAGAAAAACAAAAACAUUUUUCUGCAUGCAUUUAUUGAAGGCAUUAAAACCAAUCCAUAGUAAGCUUGUCAAGUACUGGUUUUCUGAAAACAAGAGGAGGCAUUUUCAUCUUUGUUGAUGUAACUUUUUGUUUUACAUGGACUUUUUAAGCAUUAAGGACGUUUACCCUUGUCAGAAAUCAUGUUGGAUUUGUUUCUAGGAGAGUUCAGGAGUAGCAUAGUGGAAUAGCGUGAAUGGGUGUAAGUGGUCCAAAAUUAAAGGCUGAACUACUAGAUUGUGCAAGGAACUGGCUUAUGCACUAAACGUUUUGUGCCUUGGUCUACAAUUAACAUGAUUUCUGUUUAAAAGAAAAAGGAACAGAUGUCGUCUUUCGUGCUGCUUCUACGUACAUACUUUCUGUAAUCCCAAACUGCCGAAUUGGUUCUUUCCAGAAAAUCGGAUUGAAUUAAAGAUUACUGUAGACAUUUCCUGUCCUACUGACAGUUGCACCGUUUCCAGAGAUUUCAGUAUUGAAAAUGAACUGCAGAAGCUAAGAUUUAUUUUGCUUACUGGUUACUAAGUUCUUUAAAAACCAUAUUGUGGUGGUUCUGUGCUUUUGUACAAUGGAUGUCUUAAGCUGAGGCAGUUUAAGGGAUCCUUUCUCAUGCCAGGAAGGCUUUGCUUUCCUCAACACUGUGAUCUGACCUGUGAUAAACCUGCACUAUAGACAAGUGGCUACCAAGUCAACUGCAAACCAACUGAAUGUAAAAAUCUUAGUGCUGGUGCUGAAAUCUCUUCAGAUAGUCAUAAUGAUUUCCAGUUCAUUGUUUUAAAAAGUUACCGAGCAUCAAGUGUCAAUCAAAGACUGAAGAUGAUCACUAAUGAAUGUUGACUUUUCAUGCAUUUAGGUUUACCUUCUUUUUAGUUCCUCAGUUCAUUCUCUGCUAUUUUUAUCAUAUUGUGUCAUUUUAAAUUUCUUACAUGCUAACGUUUUGUUUGAGCGAAUGAAAUAAAAUUGCAAUAUAUA
This is a messenger RNA of Falco peregrinus (peregrine falcon), 4962 nucleotides long. RefSeq names its product ENAH actin regulator (gene ENAH). Gene Ontology annotation, biological process: actin polymerization-dependent cell motility; actin polymerization or depolymerization; axon guidance. Gene Ontology annotation, molecular function: profilin binding; SH3 domain binding. Lineage: Eukaryota; Metazoa; Chordata; Aves; Falconiformes; Falconidae. The record is from RefSeq and is a predicted model, not a curated record.